Messenger RNA from Schizophyllum commune H4-8, 2098 nucleotides. RefSeq lists its product as uncharacterized. The coding region runs from base 33 to 1703 and encodes 556 amino acids. The record is from RefSeq and is a predicted model, not a curated record. The transcript is spliced from 2 exons. NCBI's taxonomy places the organism in Eukaryota, Fungi, Basidiomycota, Agaricomycetes, Agaricales, Schizophyllaceae.
GGUAAAUACUCUUCUCAUCGUCUACGUCGACCAUGCCGCCGAAGGGGCACAAACCGGGUCUCACACGUACGCACUCCCAUACCCGUUCGUCUUCUACGACGAAGAUUGCGGGAGCAGUCCCCGCACACCUGCAGUUGACCGGGAAUCCGCCUGCGUUGAGAGGCAAGAAACAUGGGCACCUGAAUGAGGCCUCUGGGAGGACCUCCCCCUUUCCGCGAACCUCGUCCGGACACCGCGUCCGAUCGAAGGAUACCAUCUCGCACAUGCAGACGAUGAACCCUUAUCACCAGCACGCGAAGCGCGGCAAAGCCAAUACCUCGACCACGCGGAGGACUAAGGCCGGCUUUACGCUUCGCGCUAACGAUGACUCUGAAGAGGAGGAAGAGGUCGAGGACGAUGGCGACUGGGUCAGCAGCGCGAAUAACAGUGGCGCCACGACCCCUGCGCGCCAACCCUCGGGCGACGACGGCCGGCCAAAUGAGGAGACGGUGAAAAACGUACAGAAGCGGAUAGAGCAGGAAGUGAAACAGGCGGGGAGCAGGGAGGCUGCGCCGGACGAUAUCGCGGCGAAGGCGCGACCCGGUGAUAACGGCCGCCUCCAGGACAUGAACGCGCAGCGGGCUCCUGAUGCCAUCCCUGCCAACGUGCAUGAGCAGAGGCAGCAGAGACCACCGACAUCGGAUGCCCCGCGCCCCCGUCAACCGUCCGACAGGGCGCAGCCCCCGCCGUCAACAGCAGCAAAGCCGCCUCCCAUAACCACGAUGCCCCACCUCGCUCCUCCGUCGCCGCAAACCCAGACUCGCCAGCAGAAGCCCGAACAACCGCCUAUCCGCCAGCACGAUUAUGGUAAUGGGCACAUCAACGGGCAUGGGCCGCCGUCGCCGGAAUCGACGCUGUCGCCCACCUCUCCGCCUGUUCCGCAGACCGUGCCCAGCACCCCUCCCCCGCAGACGAGCACGCCGAUGCCGCAACGCGCCCGCUUCCCUCGCAGCCAGCCGGCGUCACCCACGCAUAAGCACGGCAAGCGUCUAUCCACGAUCUCCACGCAAUCGACCCGCCCCCCGUCCACGCACUCCAUCGCACAUGCACCACUCCGCCCCCAUCCUCUCAUCCGCGCGAAAUCUUACACUCUCGACCACCACCAGCCGAAGACUCCGGAGCUUAUACCAGAGGAGGGGCACGCCACCAGCGCGCUUGCUCCGCUCAAUGUCAAUGCGCAACUCACGGGUGCGUCGCCUCCUGAGGAGCACGACCGGGCGCGGGGCGAUCGCACUAGCCGGCGGACGGAGAGCAUCUCGAGCUCGACCUCGUUCUCCUCUUCGACCGCCACACUUCAGCACUUCCAGCAACAGCACUCGCCAGGUGUCGCGACGCCGCGCACGCGCACCCUCUCGAGCGCGUCGUCUGCCAUCUCGAGCCUCGCGCACAUCCCGUCGGCCCUUGCGUUUACCACGCACCACGCCUCGCCGCACCACGGUGCGCAGGGGAAGAACCAGCUCGUGGGGUACAAGGUGUAUUUCCCGCGGGACGACGAUGCGGACGCGGUGCACUCGCUGCUGCCGACACCGUAUGCCUGGAACCACAUGAGUGUGCUGGGCGGGCGGGGCGGCAACGGGCGCGGGGCGCGGGCGCCGUUGUGGGAGAGCUGGGAGCGGGUGAUGCGGGCGAAGAACGCGGCGGCGCCGCCUGCGACUACCUGCUAAGGCGGCGACACCGAUGCGCGCUACUAAUGCGCCUCAGCAACUGCCUGUCAAGGCGCCUCCGGUGAUCGCCUGCUAAGGUGUUCCAGCGUCUGUCAAGGCGCCGCUACCGUCUAGGCGCUCGGGUGCUCCCAGCGACUACAACACGCUAAGGUGCGGCCAGCGACGACCGCAGCUACUUAUGAUUACUAUGGAUGCUUUUCAAGUAUUUACAUGCGCUUUACAUGCCGGACACGACCUGUACACAUCGAACCUUUCUAGACUGCUCUCUGUAACAUACUGUACUGUAUAAUUCAUGCAUAUGCCCCCCCCAAAGACCUUAUGAGUGACAUUUUCGGACUGCCGCAGGCAACCUUCAGUUGUCGUAAGGUCGCUGAGGUACCUCAUCCUCGCUCAAG